CUCAUGUCCCGCCUCCUGUCCUCACACGCUUUAAACAAGCUGCCUGCUCCUGUCUUCAGUGUUUUCACGACUUCUGCCAUUGCUUUGUGAGGAGAGUUUACUGCUGCCACACACUGUAGAACCAUGGUUCAAGCUAAGAAAUGGAUAAUGACCAAACACUUUGAUGGCUUCCCAAAGCAGAGCGACUUUGAGCUCAAGGAGGAGAAGCUGCCUGAGCCCACAGAUGGACAGGUGCUUUUGGAAGCUGUGUUUCUCAGUGUUGAUCCGUACAUGAGGCCAUUCAGCAAGUUUGCCAUGAAGGAAGGGGAUGUGAUGAUAGGAACUCAAGUGGCCAAAGUGAUCCAAAGUAAAAAUGAAGCCUUUCCUGUCGGCAGCCAUGUUGUGGCUUAUUGCGGCUGGAGAAGCCACACCGUCUGCGAUGAGAAAGGACUCAUUCCCAUCAUUGCUGCCUGGCCGAAAGAUAUCUCACUGUCUCUGGCUCUGGGUACAGUCGGCAUGCCGGGGCUGACUGCUGUGUACGGGUUAGAGGAAAUCUUAGAGCUGAAGCAGGGUGAGACCCUGCUGGUGAACGCUGCUGCUGGGGCAGUGGGCUCCGUGGUGGGACAGAUCGCCAAGAUCAAAGGCUGCAAGGUGGUGGGUUCAGCAGGGUCUGACGCCAAAGUAGCCUACCUCAAAGAGCUGGGAUUCGAUGUGGCUUUCAACUACAAAACAGUGGAUUCUCUGGAGGAGGCCCUGAAGACGGCUUCUCCUGAGGGAUACGACUGCUUCUUUGAAAAUGUGGGAGGCCCUUCUUCAACUGUUGCUUUGCAGCAGAUGAAGGACUUUGGAAGAAUAGCUGUGUGUGGAAAUAUUUCCACAUACAAUGACACUGCACCCCAGACAGGGCCGUACCCCCAGAUGGUCAUACUCAUGAAGCAGCUUAAGAUGGAGGGCUUCAUGCAAAACAGGUGGCCGCACAAGAAUGAAGAGACCCUCAAGAGACUGAUGGCUUGGGUGAAAGAGGGCAAAGUGAAGUGUCGGGAGCACGUCACAAAAGGCUUUGAAAACAUGCCAGCUGCUUUCAUGGGGAUGCUGCAGGGAGAAAACAUCGGCAAGGCCAUCAUCGCAGUCUGAAGCGAAACACUAUUCCAAUGUAGAAGAAUCACUAUUACUGAUAACUGACAUGAUUCACGCAUGAAGGAUGGAGCAAUAGACAUAGAAUUAAUCAAACAGCUUCGUAUGAAUGUCUCAAUGGAGUUUUGUAUUCAUGAACUCUGGGCUCUAAUCUUACAGUUUAGUAAUUUUAGCAUUGCAUCCUAUGUCACUGUUGGAAUUAAAUCUUCUCCAAAUAUUGUGAUUUGGUAGGUUUUAAUCAAUGGUAAGGCUCACAGCAAUGAAUGAGAUAUACAUUUUGAAACAUUAGCAGCAGUUUUGGAAAACAUUUUGACAGUUUGGAAAGCGCCACUAUUGUCAUUGUUCAGGAGAGACCAGAAGGAAAAAAUUCUAGUCAGACGACACAAGACUGUUAUUCUGUUUUGCCAGCAAGUCCCUGAAUGAGCAGUGUGCAUCUGUUGCGGAUACAUUUACAGAUUAUUCGCUGUAAUAUACCUUACCAGAUGUCUUGUGUUUACAGCAAUCUUUUGCAUGCAUAAUAAAAAAACGUUGGUGCUUUUUUAGCAGAAAACACA
Messenger RNA from Amphiprion ocellaris (clown anemonefish), 1667 nucleotides. RefSeq names its product prostaglandin reductase 1. Gene Ontology annotation, cellular component: cytoplasm. The coding region runs from base 124 to 1113 and encodes 329 amino acids. NCBI's taxonomy places the organism in Eukaryota, Metazoa, Chordata, Actinopteri, Pomacentridae. Gene Ontology annotation, biological process: prostaglandin metabolic process. Gene Ontology annotation, molecular function: 15-oxoprostaglandin 13-reductase [NAD(P)+] activity; 2-alkenal reductase [NAD(P)H] activity. The transcript is spliced from 9 exons. The record is from RefSeq and is a predicted model, not a curated record.